AUAGCUGGCUAGCGAAGGUGUCCGACUCCUGCGCCCUCACUCCCACGGUUCUCUGUUGGUCCGGUUCCGUCGCCUCCCUGAAGCCUGUUCUGGCAGCCCGGUUUCCUAGUUCGAUCUUUCUGGCUUUUCGCUUUCUCCUUCCUUUGCAUUCAGCAUGCAGAAAGAAGACGCCUCCGCCCUGGGUUUCCUGCCUCGCUUCCCUCAUUUUGCCACUCGGGCCAUCCACGCGGGCCAGGACCCCGAGCAGUGGCGCUCCAGGGCCGUGGUGCCGCCCAUCGCGCUGUCCACCACGUUCAAGCAGGACGCGCCCGGCCAGCACGCGGGUUUUGUGUACGGCCGCUCUGGAAACCCCACUAGGAACUGCUUGGAAAAAGCAGUGGCAGCGCUGGAUGAGGCUAAGUACAGUUUGGCCUUUGCUUCGGGGUUGGCAGCCACCGUGACGAUCAUGCACCUUUUAAAAGCGGGAGACGAGGUGGUCUGCAUGGACGACCUGUACGGAGGUACAAACCGAUACUUCAGGAGGGUGGCAGCUGAAUUUGGAUUAAAGAUUUCUUUUGUCGACUGCUCCAAAACCAAAUUGCUCGAGGAAGCAAUUACACCGCGAACCAAACUCGUCUGGCUGGAAACCCCCACCAACCCCAGCUUGAAGCUCGCCGACAUCGCAGCCUGUGCCAAGGUUGUCCACGCGCACGGAGACAUCCUGCUGGUCGUGGACAACACCUUCAUGUCGGCCUACUUCCAGCGGCCCCUGGCCCUGGGAGCAGACGUCUGCAUGUACUCGGCCACCAAGUACAUGAACGGGCACAGUGAUGUGGUGAUGGGCUUAGUGUCGGUGAGUUCUGAAGAUCUCCAUGACAGACUCCGUUUCCUGCAAAAUACUCUGGGGACGGUGCCCUCCCCUCUCGACUGUUACCUGUGCCUUCGAGGCCUCAAGACCCUGCAGAUUCGCAUGGAGAAGCAUUUCCAAAACGGAAUGGCUGUGGCCCGCUUCUUGGAAUCCAAUCCACGGGUAGAAAAAGUUAUUUAUCCUGGGCUGCCCUCUCACCCACAGCACGAGCUGGCCAGGCGGCAGUGUGCAGGCUGCCCGGGAAUGGUUACCUUCUACAUCAAGGGCUCCCUUCAGCACGCGGAGACCUUCCUGCAGCACCUGAAGUUAUUUACUCUGGCUGAGAGUUUGGGAGGAUAUGAAAGCCUUGCUGAGCUUCCAUCAAUCAUGACCCAUGCGUCAGUGCCCAAGAAUGACAGAGAAACGCUUGGCAUCAGUGACACGCUGGUUCGGCUGUCUGUGGGAUUGGAGGAUGAAAGAGACCUUCUGGAAGAUCUGGAUCAAGCUUUGAAGGCGGCGCACCCUGAGAGUGGAAGCCCCAAGUAGGAUUCCAGACCUGCUGUCAGAAGCAUCUUCCCGAGGAGGUCGGGUCCCUGAGCGGGGCUCUGUGGGGUUUUCAAGAGGAAGUUGAAGGGACCUCGUUACCUUUCGCAGCUGUAACCUGGUAGGGCUCUUUCCUGUUAAAAAUGGUUUCCUGUAUGUCCUGGGAGGUCAGUUCUGCUAAUAUUUCUUUGUUAAUUUUGCUAUAUGUUAGCUUCUGGAGGAGGUAAGAUUUGUGCCGCUUUGUGGGGAACAAACAGUUCUUUUAUUCAUAACCUAAGACUUGCUUCAGUCAUGUUUACGGUAUAAGGGUGAUUCAGUUUUGAUGCUUUGUAAAGAAGUCAAAUUCUUAAAUGAUAUUUCUUAAAUCAGGUCUGAUUUUUACACAUUGUCGAACAAAGUAUUGUAAGCAAUGCUUUACAUUUGAUUACCGUAUGUCAAAAAAAUCAAAUACUUGAGAAGUCUGUUGUGAAUUUCUACUGAUUUAAAGUUACUGCCUAUUAUUUUUCAAACAAUAAAUGUAAUUAUCAAAUUCA
Messenger RNA from Fukomys damarensis (Damara mole-rat), 1902 nucleotides. It is a transcript of the gene Cth, whose product is annotated as cystathionine gamma-lyase. Gene Ontology annotation, cellular component: cytoplasm. The transcript has 12 exons. Gene Ontology annotation, biological process: transsulfuration. The record is from RefSeq and is a predicted model, not a curated record. The coding region runs from base 155 to 1372 and encodes 405 amino acids. Lineage: Eukaryota; Metazoa; Chordata; Mammalia; Rodentia; Bathyergidae. Gene Ontology annotation, molecular function: cystathionine gamma-lyase activity; pyridoxal phosphate binding.